AUGGAGUGGGUUACCAGAUUAUUUCCAGGCGUUCUUUUCAUAGUUUCUUCAACAGAUUCCUUUAGAACUGCCUCCAAUGUAGCCUUGAACAAGCCUGCCUGGCAGUACACAAAGGAUCCUGGAGCUGGUUUCUGGUCCGCAAGUAACGCGGUGGACGGUGACAAAACAUGUAGUCCUGUGGACAGUCAUCAUUUCACCUUAUCCGGGUAUGGAAACCCUCCUUGGUGGCAGGUGGAUCUUGGAGCUAAUGUUCCACCGGAGAGUAUGGAGCCGGAUGUACGUCCAAUUGCGGUCAGUGCAGUGGCGGGAACACAACGUGCAACGUCUACAGCGGUCAUUGUCCGAGCGGAUGUGCAUCCGGAUACAAAGGAGAUGUAUGCUCAACUCAAUGUUCCCCCGGAGAGUAUGGACCAGGAUGUACGUCACAUUGCGGUCAGUGUAGUGGCGAGAACACAACGUGCAAUGUCCACAGCGGCCAUUGUCCGAGCGGAUGUGCACCCGGAUACAAAGGAGAUUUUUGCUCAACUCUCAAUAGUAGCAUGUAGAGACGGAACGUUUGGCGAAGACUGUAUCCACCAUUGUCCUUUUUGCACGAACGGAGAUUGCAACAAACGAGAUGGAACAUGCCGUAAAGGAUGUUUAAAGGGAUAUAUGGGACAGUAUUGUGACGAGGAGUCUAAUCAAAACGAAGAUCAGUCGACUCACAAAGACGGAAAUACCAUAGCGGUUGUUGUUGCCGCUGUCUCAUCAACAUUGCUGAAAGAAGAACAGAAGACAGACACCAAUUACUUUACAACGACAGGACCAUCUCAAUCAUCUGAUUAUGAUAGCCUUGACGUAACAGAAAGUUAG
Molecule: messenger RNA, 852 nt
Organism: Mya arenaria
Lineage: Eukaryota; Metazoa; Mollusca; Bivalvia; Myida; Myidae
Exons: 9
Coding region: 1-852 (283 amino acids)
Source: RefSeq, a predicted model, not a curated record